This is a messenger RNA of Acanthosepion pharaonis, 837 nucleotides long. NCBI's taxonomy places the organism in Eukaryota, Metazoa, Mollusca, Cephalopoda, Sepiida, Sepiidae. The record is from the annotation of a GenBank genome assembly.
AUGGAUGACAUUGCAAGGACUUUGAGCUUAUCUAUUGGGACAGCACACAAAAUUGUCCAUGAUGACCUUGGCUACUCGAAGGUCAGCUGCCGGUGGGUGCCAAAGAUGCUUACUGCAGAGGACAAACAGAGGAGGGUCAAGUUGUCCCAACAGUGUCUCUCCCGCUAUGAGAAGGAUGGUGAUGAGUUUCUGAAGAAGGUGGUCACAUUUUCAUUCAUUCUUUUCUUGUGUUUUUUCUGCUUCAUUCUUUCUUUUCUUGUUUUUUUUUAUCUCCCUCAUUCAUUCUUUUUACGCUUUUUUUCUUUUUAUUCUUAUGCUUCAUUCAUUCUUUACUUAUCUUUUUUCUUCCACUUUAUUCAUUCUUUUUUACGCUUUUCUUCUGUAACAUUCCUUCUUUACUUAUGUUUUUCUUCUUCUGCCUCAUUCAUUUGUUUUCUUGUCUUUCUGCUUCUGCCUCAUUCAUUCUUUUCUUAUAUUUCUUCUUCUGAUUCAUUCAUACAUUUCGUUUUUUUUAUUCUGUUUCAUUCAUUCUUUUCUUGUUUUUCUUCUUCUUCUUUGCUAUUGGCCUUUUCUUAUACUUCAUUCUUAUGUUUUUUCUUCUAUUUUAUUUAUUUCUUUGUUACGUUUCUUCUUUUGCUUCAUUCAUUUUUUAUGUUUCUACUUCUACCUCAUUCAUUCUUUUUUUUACGAUUUUCUUCUGUAACAAUCUUUCUUUUCUUAUAUUUUUCUUUUUCUGCUUCAUUCAUUCUUCUGCUUUCCUUAAGCUUUCUCAUCUUUCUUCUUUGCUUUUUCUUUUUUUAUCCAAUAGACAAUCGGAUUGCACAACCUGAAAGCUAA